AUUAAAAUUAUGAUCACAAAAACUGACCGAUUAGUUUUCUUUGGUUGUUCAAUCGCCUUGAUUCUCUACCUUGAAUUCAACGGGCAGCGAGCUUUGAAUUGCACUCAACAUGCGCAGUAGAGGCUGUUUCAGUGUGCAUCUGUGCAGAACGGUGAAUAGAUAGGAAGUGUUGAGCAUAUUUGAUGCUGGCCGGAACACUUCUGUAAAUUUACAGUAUACGUUACUCUCUUCGUUUCAAAAAGGUUGGUACGGGUCUGAUAUGUGUGGGCGAACUGCUUGCACCCUAGCGCCGGAUGAGAUUAGCCGGGCCUCUAAGUACCAGGACCGUGCCGGCCGGAGACACAGGCCACAGUGGAGGGACGGAGACCCAGACAAGUAUAGGCCAUCCUACAACAAGAGUCCCCAGUCCAACAGUCCAGUGUUGCUGUCCCGCAAGCACUUUGACAAGGAAGCUCCAGUUGAUGAAUGUGUCCUAGCUGCAAUGCGUUGGGGUCUUGUGCCAUACUGGUUCCGAGAGAAUGACCCAAACAAGAUGCAAUACAGCACCAACAACUGCCGCAGUGAGAGCCUGCUGGAGAAAAAGUCCUACAAGGACCCCCUGCUGAAAGGCCAGCGCUGUGUCAUCCUGGCAGAUGGAUUCUAUGAAUGGAAGCGGGAAAAUGGCAAGCAGCCCUUCUUCAUCUACUUCCCUCAGAGCCAAGUCCAGGGGCCCCUUGGGACCACAGAGGGCCAGGUGGUAGGGACAUCAUGUCAGGACUCAAAAAACCAGGGGUCCGAGGAAGGGGCAUCAGGCCACGCUAAGGAGGAGGACAGUGAAUGGACAGGCUGGAGAUUACUGACCAUUGCAGGGCUUUUUGAUUGCUGGAAGCCCCCUGGUGGUGGAGAGGCGCUUUACACCUAUACUGUCAUUACAGUGAAUUCAUCUCCGAGCUUGCAAAGCAUCCAUGACCGGAUGCCAGCAGUCCUAGAUGGUGAGGAGGAGGUAAGGCGUUGGCUGGAUUUUGGGGAGGUCCGGUCAUUAGAUGCCCUCAAAUUACUGAAGUCCAAGGACACCCUGACCUUUCACCCUGUCUCAUCGUUUGUCAACAAUUCGCGCAAUAACUCCCCCGAGUGCCUUCAACCUCUGGAACCUGGCAAUAACAAGGAGCUGCGUCCAUCAGCUAGUAGUAAGCUGAUGAUGAGCUGGUUGCAGAAUGCCACACCUCGUAAGAGGAAGGAGCCAGAGGAGGAUGCCAAAGACAAGGGUGCCCUGGGAGAGGUGAAAGACGAGCAUGGCAAGUCGACCAAGGGAGUGGGACCUCUACAGAAAUGGCUGCUAAAUUCCAACAAAAGACCCAGGAAUACUUAAGUGGGAAGGAUUUAAAGUUAAAUGCUUUCAUUUAUAAAUAUAUGUGUUCUUGCCACGUUUACAUGUUAGUAGCUUUGUUUUCUCGUAUGCCUGACUCAAAUACAAAGUGUAGGCCUACUUACGCAAUUCAUAAAAUUAAAAAAUGUACAUGUGUACACACACAUGCACACACAAUUUCGAGAA
Anguilla rostrata (American eel) is the source of this 1531-nucleotide messenger RNA. It is a transcript of the gene hmces, whose product is annotated as 5-hydroxymethylcytosine binding, ES cell specific. Lineage: Eukaryota; Metazoa; Chordata; Actinopteri; Anguilliformes; Anguillidae. The coding region runs from base 260 to 1348 and encodes 362 amino acids. Gene Ontology annotation, biological process: DNA damage response. The transcript is spliced from 7 exons. The record is from RefSeq and is a predicted model, not a curated record. Gene Ontology annotation, molecular function: single-stranded DNA binding.